Molecule: messenger RNA, 474 nt
Organism: Sarcophilus harrisii (Tasmanian devil)
Lineage: Eukaryota; Metazoa; Chordata; Mammalia; Dasyuromorphia; Dasyuridae
Product: histone lysine demethylase PHF8-like
Exons: 5
Coding region: 1-474 (157 amino acids)
Cellular component (GO): Set1C/COMPASS complex
Source: RefSeq, a predicted model, not a curated record
AUGGUAGCAAAAAAGGAGGAGGUGGUGGUGGUGGAUGUGGUGGUAGUGAUAGAGGGGGUAGUGGUGGGGCUCUCAGAAAUGACGUCCAUUCCUGUAUACUGCCUAUGUCAGUCACCUUAUGAUGCAAAUCACUUCAUGAUUGAAUGUGAUCUUUGUCAGCAAUGGUUUCAUGGCAGUUGUGUUGGUGUAGAAGAGGAGAAAGCAAUAGACAUUGAUGUCUACCACUGCCCCAAAUGUGAAAUCCUACACGGGCCUUCCAUUAUGAAAAAGUGCCGCAGGACCCAGGCACAGAAGCUGAUUGGGAAGAAAGCAGCAGGAAAGACAGGACAGACUGGGAGCCCAGAGUUCACCCAGGAACGUCGGCAAAGGAGAGUAAAUAGCACCAAGAAGGUGAGUGAUCUUCCCAGACCUAGGAACUCCAAGGCCAAAAGAGGGUACAAACCAAGACCAAAAAGCCCCCAACCCUCAGCCUAA